This is a messenger RNA of Dreissena polymorpha, 1107 nucleotides long. RefSeq names its product carbonic anhydrase 6-like. Bases 42 to 989 code for a protein of 315 amino acids. Lineage: Eukaryota; Metazoa; Mollusca; Bivalvia; Myida; Dreissenidae. Gene Ontology annotation, cellular component: plasma membrane. Gene Ontology annotation, molecular function: zinc ion binding; carbonate dehydratase activity. The record is from RefSeq and is a predicted model, not a curated record. The transcript is spliced from 9 exons.
GAUACAUCGCUGCAAAACAGUUCACGGGAUUGUCGCUAAGGAUGAACACUUUCAACCCAAGCGCAAAUUCGGUUCUGCUGUGUGCCGUGUUCGUGGUGUUAGUUAAACUGUCCGCGUGUCAUACUGUGUACGAGUUCAGCGAUGUGAAACACUUCCACUACGACCGAGACGUUAGGGACCCCCUCGGUGUUUUCAACUGGCCGCUGACAUUUUCCCGCAAUUGCAAUGGUCGGUCACAGUCGCCUGUGAACAUCGAGACAAGGCGUCUCUCCUUUGACAAACGCGCUUCCUGUCCGAGAAUGAUGUAUAAUAUAUCAGUAGUUCAAGGGACGCUCUUAAAUAACGGUCAUUCAGCCGAGUUCCGAUUUAAUCCCGGUAAUCUUGCGGCCACUAAUCUGCCGCACCGUCCAGGCUUCUACAUCGCGCAUGACCUACACGUGCAUUAUGGUGGCCUGUUUGAAAACUCGUUUCUGGACAUUGAGAACCAGAUCUCGCCCGGCUCAGAGCACACGGUCAAUGGGCGCCGGUAUGACGGGGAGCUUCACGUUGUGUUUUACAACAGCCGUUACCGAGGCGUCGACGAGGCGAAGCAUCAUGCUGAUGGCAUCGUGGUAUUGGCCUACUUUAUACACAAACAAUCGGACGGUGUGGCCUUCGGAAACACCAUGCAGUUUUCGAAUUUCUUCGAGUACAACAUACCACAGAUCGUUAAUAUAAAUUCCUCUAUCAUCACCGCACUGAAUCUGGAUAUGUUCCGUCGCCAACCCUGCGAGUUCUACACGUACAUCGGAAGUACGACGACGCCUGAAUGCAACGAAGUUGUACGAUGGGUCAUCUUCCGGGAGCCUCUGCUCGUCUCUCAGACAGCGUGGUCUGUCUUGCAGCUGAUGGAGUUUAACGGAGAUUUCGACAUCCGCUAUGGCAACUUCCGGAAUCUGCAGCCGCUAAAUGGGCGAGUUGUAGAAAGCAACUUUGUGCCGAAUUUCUAAAAAAAAGAUCAUUUUUAAAUAGGGAACACAUUUUGCACUCAAAAGUGCUUUAUUAUCAAUACAAUACUUGUUGAAAUGACAAUAUGUAUCAAAUAAAUAAAUGAUAAUACAUACAUAA